ACACCUGUCGUUCUCGGCUUCUGCCGCUCUCCCCUUUUAUUCUCCUUUUAUUCCUUUUCUUUGCUUCGCCCGAGUCGCUUCACUCAAAGAACUUACCCUCAUCCUUCCCCUUGGAACGCAGGUAACCCAAAGAACAAAUCACCGAAUAAUUUCUUUAUCUCAAGCUUCGAGGUCUCAGGCCGCCAUGGAAGAGGCCGCGGACCUCGAAGGCUGGGAAUUGCUGAGUCCCCACUCCGCCGACGAGCCCAAGGCCUUCGAGGGCCUCGAUGGCGAGAGCGACUCCUAUGGCGGUGCUAUCAAGUCGGAUUACUUCGCCCUUGACUCCGAUAAGCGCCGUACCGAGAGGGCGUCCUCGGAGGAAGAGAGCGAAGAGGGCGGCGUCGAUUCCGAUAACCCUAGCUGGGUCGAUCCCGAUUCGGAUCCCAGGGAUCUGGAGCGGUCGAGGGUGAGGGUCGAAUUUAGUGGAAGUGGGUUCCCGAUCAAGAAUUCCGGUGGUUUUUGGUCUGAUGGGUCGUCGGAUUGCCGGAGUUCGCCGGCUGAUAGCGAAAGGGGGGAGUUUGGUAACAGAGGGGAUUCGGUUAUGGAAGUCGGUGUGGAAGGAAUCAAGACCGGGUGUCUGGACUCAAGUGAUGAUGACAGCGAAAAAACUUUGGAUUUUGGAAGGAGCUGGGAGAGUGAGGAAAUUGAUACCGGGUUGGAGGAGCAUGGGGUGGAAGAAUCUGGUGAACUGGUGAAGAUGGGAGAUGGCUCUGGUUCGUCGGGGAGUGUAUCAAGUAGUGAAGGAGAGAAGAGGGGGGUAGGUUGGUGGAAGAUGCCGCUGGAGUUCAUUAAAUUUUACGUUUUUAAGAUGAGGCCGGUUUGGUCGAUCUCCAUAGCUGCCGCAAUUAUGGGGCUUGUUAUGCUGGGGAGGAAAUUGUACAAGAUGAAGCACAAGAGCCAGAGAAUUAAGCUUAAGAUCGCCUUUGAUGACAAGAAGGCAUCCCAGUUAAAGGUCCAUGCUGCGCGUCCCAAUGAAGCAUUCUCGGUGGGGAGACGUGUGCCUGUCAUCAGAACAUUCCCGGCAGGUGGUGUGAGUGCGUGGUCUAUGGUGCCUUUGAGAUGAGCUCCUCUGCUGACACCAUCCUGGUGGAAUUUAAAGGUGGCUGAUGAACAGUGCUUCUCUUCCUCCUUCCCUCUAGAUAUGCUUCAUCUCCAUGACAGGAAUCUGGACAACCAUCCUUCAUAUAUAGAAUAUAAAAGCGACAUGCAAAAACUUCGUUGAGAACUUUUUAUGUUUUGUAGAUAUCCUGGUUACCCAUCGAAAUUACUUCCUAUGCCGGUUCUUGGCCCCCUCCUGUUGAACCUAUGAAUGUGUUGUUUUAAGCACAAUGAUUGAUGCUUGAUGGGUGUAUCAAAGUUCUCUGGCCAGUUUGAUAUUAACUGUAAGCGUGGUGUCUUUGAUUCAGAAAUUUACUAAGAAGUUUGUUGCCAAUUUUUAAAAGGCUACAGUGAAGAGCGAACACGGUGAGCAGUAUGAUGUAUUAAUUGGGUGAAUAUUUGGGUUGGAGCCAAUGCUGCGGAUGAGAAGAUGGGGAAUUCUUCCCCAUAAUGUUAUGGAUUCUUAUUGAUAGGAGAAGCAAUUGCACCGGAGAAACAUGUAACUUUUUUUUUUGUUUUUUGGUUCUAGUUAUUUGGUCUCAGGCAUGGCAUGAGUUUAAAUUUGGCAGGUGUCCUCUCCGUGCCUGGAUGGAAGACGAGGAAAUGCAGCAUUGGAAUUUAAAGUGCCUUUGGACAAGAAGCAGAAGGGUUCUACGCAUCUGUUACAGAUAUUAUGAAAGGAUAUAUGGACGAGUGAAAUCAGAAGCUCCUCCAGGGAAGGGAGAACGGUCAAUAUUUUUUCUUUCCUUUUUAUUUUUAUAGCUUCCAAUUGGAAUAGCAUGUUAACAGAGAAAAGGUGAAUUUUCAAUGAUCAUUAUCCAUGAGGAUAUAACAUAAUCAUAAGAUUCGAUUAAAGAACAUAAUCUUUUAUCAGCAAAAAUUUGCAAUAAGAUUCU
Messenger RNA from Elaeis guineensis (African oil palm), 2033 nucleotides. The record is from RefSeq and is a predicted model, not a curated record. Lineage: Eukaryota; Viridiplantae; Streptophyta; Magnoliopsida; Arecales; Arecaceae.